CUGAGUGCGCACGCGCUGUCCCACCGGCGCAUGCGCGCCACCCGGCGUGCCGUCAGCCCAACGACUCCGGGUGUGCGCAGGCGCAGGCCGACAUUCGCGAGGCGCCUCGUGAGGGCGUCGUCCUCGAGGCCGGGUGGCUGAGGAGCCUGGGCCGGCCCGCGAGCCCGCGAGCCGGGGCCAUGUCGGACACCUUCUCGGCGUGGGACUACGCGGUGUUCCUGGGCCUGCUGCUCGUCUCGGCCGCCCUGGGCGUCUACUACGCGUUCGUGGACGGCGGCCAGAGCACGGAGGCCGACUUCCUCAUGGCCCGGCGCGGGCUGACGGCGGCGCCCGUGUCCCUGUCGCUCGCGGCCAGCUUCAUGUCGGCCGUCACCGUGCUGGGCACGCCGGCCGAGGUGUACCGCUUCGGGGCCGCCUUCCUGCUCUUGGGCGUCGCCUACGCCCUGGUGGUCAUCGUCGCGUCCGAGAUCUACAUGCCGGUCUUCUACCGGCUCGGGGUCACCAGCACCCACGAGGUGGGCGGGGCAACGCGGCUGGUGGUGCGCCUGUUGUGUGCGGAAUUGCAGGGCCUCAAAGCCCUUUCUCUAGAGGCUCCUCCAGAAGUUCGCUACAUGGUAUCUGUGAUGGACAAGUUACUCCACUGUUCAUCAGGGCUGGUGUUUGUGAUUAGUGGCAGCCAUGAUGGACUUGUUCCUCGUGUGGUGUGGUUUCUGAGCUGGGUGGGUCAGUCUACUGAUGAGCUGGGUCGUGCCCUGGCUGUUUGCCUGGAGCCCACAGGGGAUGCUUAUGCUGUGCAGGGGUCUGGCACCUUGCCUGGUGCUGUACUGAGCUUUAAUCCUAGCCCUUUGCAGAGACACACUUUCUGGACAAUUGCUAUAGGUGGGACCUUCACAUGGACCGGCAUCUAUGGUGUCAACCAGUCCCAAGUGCAGAGAUAUCUAGCCUGUAAAACCAGGUUCCAGGCAAAACUAGCGCUUUAUUUAAGUCUUUUGGGACUCUGGGUAAUUCUUGUCUGUGCAGUUCUCUCUGGAUUGGGAUUAUACUCAAUGUAUCGUAACUGUGAUCCUUGGACAUCACACAAAGUUUCAGCACCAGAUCAGCUCAUGUCUUAUUUAGCAGUGGAGAUUCUAAGUGAUUCUCCAGGACUUCCAGGACUUUUUGUGGCAUGUGCUUAUAGUGGAACAUUGAGCACAGUAUCUUCCAGUAUCAGUGCUUUAGCGGCUGUAACUGUAGAAGAUCUCAUCAAACCUCAUUUAAGUUCACCUUCACAAAAGACUCUUUCUUUAUUUUCUAAAGGAACAAGUCUGUUCUAUGGAAUACUUUGCAUUGGGAUGGCUGCCUUGGCAUCAUUAAUGGGAGGUCUGUUACAGGCAGCACUCAGCAUAUUUGGCAUGAUUGGAGGGCCUCUCUUGGGCUUGUUUACUCUGGGAAUUUUAAACCCUUUUGCCAAUUCACUUGGCUCAUUUAUUGGUCUUAUUGCUGGAUUCACUGUUUCAAUGUGGAUUGGCGUUGGGGCUCACUUCUAUCCUCCACCUCUUGAGAGAACGUUGCCAUUACCCCUUUCAGUUGCAAAUUGUACUGUAACUAGAAACACACAUUUGGAUUGGACCAAGUUCCCAGAACAUCCAUUCUUAAGACCGUGGAAAACUAGUGAUUUAAAAAGAACUUCUGUAAUGGAUAACCUAUAUUCCAUUUCUUACCUGUACCUCAGUGCUUUGGGGACAUUAAUAACAGUAUUUGUGGGAACAGUUUUCAGCCUUCUAACAGGUGGAAAAGAGCAGCACAUAGACAGAAAAUACUUGCUAAACAUUAAAGAAGACAUGACACUUGGUAGUUUUAAGAAAGAACACUGUGUUGCGGUUCCAUGUAUUCUUCAACUUCCACAGGGACCUUUGUCUCAUCAGGUAAACCGAGUAGAAGUUUCAGCACCGCAAAAUUAGCACAGUGGAAGAAGCUGAUGAGCCAUCUUGAGAAGCUUCACUAAUGCAACAUUUUAUUUUUCCCCAAUUCUGAUCUACACUGGACUGUGGAUUAAUUAGAAAUCUGGUCUUGGCUGUGAGAGGCACAGCCUUAUGCCUCAUCCAUCUUGCCUAAAAUCACUGGUUCUGGGAAUUUUCCACCCUGUGACUUCAAAUGACUUUCUCAUGUUCAGAGAUCUUUUGAAAUUAGCUUGGCACAAACAUUUUGUAGUGUCUGGUUUUUGCAUAUUUUAUUUUCAAAUACUAAGGAUGCUAACCCAAUGCUGUGCUUUCUUGUAUCCACUAUUUUGUCACCUAGUGUCCUAUUUUAUAUUUUUGGUAUGUCAAGCCUUAAUAUUAUUACAGUAUCAUAGUCUUUUGUGCUAUGGGCUGGUUGCUUGGGGAGGGCUGGAGCUGACAGGUGGGCAGCUUGAGGGCUCUACACAUAGUGAUGUGUCAGGAGAAAGCACAGACAGCCUGCCAAAUGUGGUGACCUCACAGCAGAUGACCAGGCAUGGCUAGUAAGCUGUGACAUGCACUGUUGGCAUCAGAGGUCCACUUUUAGUAUGUUAAGUAUAUAUAUGUGAUUACAUCUGUGUGUCACAUACUGGUUGAUGGAAGUCAUCUAUGUGUAAGUGGGGAAGUGCAUGCUAGUCACCUGAGAGUUGGAACAGUCUGGGUCCCAGUCCCGCCUUAUUUGGUGCUGACCCAGGGCAAAUCAUGUCAUCUCUUGAUGCUCAUUUCUAAGAGUAUAAGUUUGUGGAGAACGUGCCAAUGUGCAUUGUCAGAAGGUUUCUUUCCCUGAAUUCUCUGUACACCAAGUUAAUCACAGGAUGGACCAAAAAGAGACUCUUGUGUUUGAAUACUUGCUUUUAUGUGUUAUGGCUAGAGGGCCAGGGUUCUCCCAGCGAGGAACCUUCUCCACCAGUGUAGGUCAGCACCUUCUCUGUGGCUUUGAGUCAUAAAAGAGUGCCCUAGGCCACCAAGAAAUUAAACGACUUGCCCAGGUCAUAAAUCAAAGGGAGGAUUUCAACCUGGGCCUUCCUCUCUGUGCCACACUGCCUCUGAUAUAUGUGUACAUGUAUAUAUGUUUAUACAGGUUAUAUAGCUAUUAUAAAUAAUG
Messenger RNA from Phascolarctos cinereus (koala), 3081 nucleotides. The record is from RefSeq and is a predicted model, not a curated record. NCBI's taxonomy places the organism in Eukaryota, Metazoa, Chordata, Mammalia, Diprotodontia, Phascolarctidae.